GUACUGCCGGCUCGUUCCCGUGCGGCGCAGGCGCAGUUCGCGCGGUGCGGGCGGCAUGGCGGGCCCGGGGCUGGUGGCAGGGGACGUGGUGGUGGACGCGCUCCCCUACUUCGACCAGGGCUACGAGGCGCCGGGCGUUCGGGAGGCGGCCGCGGCGCUGGUAGAGGAGGAGACGCGGCGGUACCGGCCCACCAAGAACUACCUCAGCUACCUGCCGGCGCACGACUACAGCGCCUUUGAGACAGAGAUUAUGCGGAACGAGUUCGAGCGCCUGGCGGCCCGGCAGCCCCUCGAGCUGCUCAGCAUGAAGAGGUACGAACUGCCGGCCCCUUCCUCCGGCCAGAAAAACGAUACCACGGCGUGGCAGGAGUGUGUGAACAACUCCAUGGCGCAGCUGGAGCACCAGGCUGUCCGCAUCGAGAACCUGGAGCUGAUGUCGCAGCACGGCUGUAACGCCUGGAAGGUGUACAACGAACAUCUGGUUCAUAUGAUAGAACAAGCCCAGAAAGAGCUUCAGAAAUUGAGGAAAAAUAUUCAAGAUCUGAACUGGCAGAGAAAGAACAUGCAGCUCACAGCUGGGGCUAAGCUACGAGAAAUGGAAUCUACAUGGGUCUCUCUUGUCAGCAAGAAUUACGAGAUUGAACGAACGAUCGUGCAGCUGGAAAACGAAAUCUCACAAAUCAAACAGCAGCACGGGGUGGCAAACAAAGAGAACAUCCAGCAGGAUUUGCAGUGACUCAGAGGUUACAGAAACAGAAGGCAAAGAACUUGGGA
Calypte anna (Anna's hummingbird) is the source of this 774-nucleotide messenger RNA. It is a transcript of the gene BCAS2, whose product is annotated as BCAS2 pre-mRNA processing factor. NCBI's taxonomy places the organism in Eukaryota, Metazoa, Chordata, Aves, Apodiformes, Trochilidae. Gene Ontology annotation, biological process: mRNA processing. Gene Ontology annotation, cellular component: Prp19 complex; precatalytic spliceosome; catalytic step 2 spliceosome. The coding region runs from base 56 to 736 and encodes 226 amino acids. The record is from RefSeq and is a predicted model, not a curated record. The transcript is spliced from 7 exons.